CAUUCCCUCUUCAUUCAUCAUUCACAACUUGCAAAUUAAACAAUUUCUUCAUCGGAUACUCAACCGUUGCCAGAAAUCACAAAUUGAGGAAACAGACAAAUUUACAUCAAGGAAAUUACAAUGGAAAUGGCUGGAACAGAGCUAAGAUUAGGUUUACCUGGAACAGAGUCAUCACCUUCUACUAGUAAAAUUACCAACAAAAGACCUUCAUCAGAUAUGAAUAAUGAUGAUGAACCAGCACCAAAAGCACAAGUUAUUGGCUGGCCACCUGUUCAAUCUUACAGGAAAAAUGUUUUACAAGCGAGCUACGUGAAAGUGAGCAUGGAUGGAGCAGCUUAUUUAAGGAAAAUUGACCUUAAUAUUUACAAAAGCUAUCCACAAUUACUCAAAGCUUUAGAGAACAUGUUCAAGUGCUCCAUUGGUGUAUACUCUGAAAGAGAAGGAUACAAUGGAUGUGAUUAUGUAGCAACUUAUGAAGACAAAGAUGGUGAUUGGAUGCUUGCUGGUGAUGUACCUUGGGAUAUGUUCAUCAAUUCUUGCAGAAGGCUUAGAAUCAUGAAAGGAUCUGAAGCUAAAGGUUUAGCAUGCUGACAGAUUCAGAAUUUAAACUCGCUAUAUGUUUUUCCUGAGUUGAAAAGAAAGAGUUUAUCUAACUCUAUUUAUGCUUGUUUUUCUGACACAUCAAGUAUAAGGUUCGAGUCAAAGUACAGGAUUAUUAGAUCUGACAAAUCCGCAAACUCAUUGUUUGAUCCGCCACUACCUGGAGAAUCCCAAGGCUAAGCUUAUUGGGUUCUUCAAGAAACUGGGAAAUUUAUUUCUCUAUGGUUUCAAUUUUUGUAUAACAGCCCAUGGGAUGUAUAGAGAAAGUAUAGCUUGAUCAGCUUUUCUUGUACAGAAAGCUUUUUAUUUGUACAUCUUUUCUUUUGUUUAUUUUGAAGAACUGUGUAUUUUCGAAGAGUAUAGACAUAUAUAUGGGGGCAAAGAUACAAAUUUGGUGCAA
Molecule: messenger RNA, 1000 nt
Organism: Lycium barbarum (goji berry)
Lineage: Eukaryota; Viridiplantae; Streptophyta; Magnoliopsida; Solanales; Solanaceae
Product: auxin-induced protein 22D-like
Exons: 3
Coding region: 121-591 (156 amino acids)
Biological process (GO): regulation of DNA-templated transcription
Cellular component (GO): nucleus
Molecular function (GO): protein binding
Source: RefSeq, a predicted model, not a curated record